Molecule: messenger RNA, 3752 nt
Organism: Nannospalax galili (Upper Galilee mountains blind mole rat)
Lineage: Eukaryota; Metazoa; Chordata; Mammalia; Rodentia; Spalacidae
Gene: Map3k10
Product: mitogen-activated protein kinase kinase kinase 10
Exons: 10
Coding region: 550-3402 (950 amino acids)
Biological process (GO): positive regulation of apoptotic process; protein phosphorylation
Molecular function (GO): protein binding; JUN kinase kinase kinase activity; ATP binding
Source: RefSeq, a predicted model, not a curated record
UGGGGGCCGACAGGGAGCCGGCUAAGGAAGAUGGGGGCCGCCCGCCCGCCCCUCGCGUGAGGAGGCCGAGGGGCGCGCCACCCCAUCCCGGGGCGGCCGCCCCUGGGGCGCCGCUAUCCCCACCCGACCUGGAGGUCGUGGCUGGGGAUGCGGAGCCGGGGGCUGCCGGUGGAGUUGCGCCGGGUGAGAGGCGCGGGGAGGGGCGGCCGUCUGCUGCCCUCGCCCUCGGCCCCCGCCGGCGGGCCCCGCGCGAUCCGGCCCUCUUUGCGCCCUGACAUCUGGGCGGACAGGUGAACCUGUCGCCCUUUCUGAACUGCCGAAUCCAAGGGGACGGCCCCGUCCUUUGAAAGAGGUUUUUUUGUUUGUUUGUUUUUUUUAAUCUUAUUUUUCCCCUCGCUCCAGCGGAGGCCCUUCCCCAGCCAUGGUCCCCAGGAGCCCUCCAGGGCCUGCAGGGACUGGCCCCCAUCCCGGCCUCGGGGCAUCGCGCCCAGCAUCCCGCGGGCAGCCUGCGUGAAGCGGCCACCCCCCGCAGCCCCCGGCCCCUCCCCCAUGGAGGAGGAGGAGGGGGCGGCGGUCAGGGAGUGGGGCACGACCCCCGCGGGGCCAGUGUGGACCGCUGUGUUCGACUACGAGGCGGUGGGCGAGGAGGAGCUGACCCUGAGGAGAGGCGACCGCGUCCAGGUGCUUUCCCAGGACUGUGCGGUGUCCGGCGAUGAGGGCUGGUGGACCGGGCAGCUGCCCAGCGGCCGUGUGGGCGUCUUCCCUAGCAACUACGUGGCCCCUGCUGCACCCUCUGCACCCGCGAGCCUCCAGCUGCCCCAGGAGAUCCCUUUCCAGGAGCUGCAGCUUGAAGAGAUCAUCGGUGUGGGGGGCUUUGGCAAGGUCUAUCGGGCUCUGUGGCGUGGCGAGGAGGUAGCAGUCAAGGCCGCCCGGCUGGACCCUGAGCGGGACCCAGCAGUGACAGCAGAGCAGGUGCGCCAGGAGGCCCGACUCUUUGGAGCCCUGCAGCACCCCAACAUCAUUGCCUUGAGGGGCGCCUGCCUGAGCCCCCCAAACCUCUGCCUGGUGAUGGAGUAUGCUCGGGGAGGUGCACUAAGCAGGGUGCUGGCAGGUCGCCGGGUGCCACCUCAUGUGCUGGUCAACUGGGCAGUGCAGGUGGCCCGGGGCAUGAACUACCUACACAAUGAUGCCCCUGUGCCCAUCAUCCACCGGGACCUCAAGUCCAUCAACAUCCUAAUCCUGGAAGCCAUUGAGAAUCACAACCUUGCUGACACGGUGCUCAAGAUCACAGACUUCGGCCUCGCCCGCGAAUGGCACAAAACGACCAAAAUGAGCGCCGCGGGGACAUACGCCUGGAUGGCUCCCGAGGUCAUCCGCCUCUCCCUCUUCUCCAAAAGCAGCGACGUCUGGAGCUUUGGGGUGCUGCUGUGGGAGCUGCUGACCGGGGAGGUCCCCUACCGUGAAAUCGACGCCUUGGCUGUGGCAUACGGUGUGGCUAUGAACAAGCUGACGCUGCCCAUCCCUUCCACGUGCCCCGAGCCCUUUGCCCGCCUACUGGAGGAAUGCUGGGACCCUGACCCACAUGGGAGGCCAGAUUUUGGCAGCAUCCUGAAGCAGCUGGAGGUCAUCGAGCAGUCAGCCCUGUUCCAGAUGCCGCUGGAGUCCUUCCACUCGCUCCAGGAAGACUGGAAGCUGGAGAUUCAGCACAUGUUUGAUGACCUGCGAACCAAGGAGAAGGAGCUGCGUAGCCGUGAGGAGGAGCUGCUGCGGGCAGCACAGGAGCAGCGGUUCCAAGAGGAGCAGCUGCGGCGGCGGGAACAGGAGCUGGCUGAGCGCGAGAUGGACAUCGUGGAACGUGAGCUGCACCUGCUCAUGUGUCAACUGAGCCAGGAGAAGCCCAGGGUCCGCAAACGCAAGGGAAACUUCAAGCGCAGCCGCCUGCUCAAGCUGCGGGAAGGCGGCAGUCACAUCAGUCUGCCCUCUGGCUUUGAACAUAAGAUCACGGUCCAGGCCUCUCCAACUCUGGACAAGCGGAAAGGAUCGGAUGGGGCCAGCCCCCCUGCCAGCCCCAGCAUCAUCCCCCGGCUGAGGGCUAUUCGCUUGACUCCCAUGGACUGUGGCAGCAGCAGCAGUGGUGGCAGCAGCGGUGGCAGCGGCACAUGGAGCCGCAGUGGACCCCCAAAGAAGGAAGAACUGGUUGGGGGCAAGAAGAAGGGCCGGACAUGGGGCCCCAGCUCCACCUUGCAGAAGGAGCGGGCUGGAGGGGAAGAGAGGCUCAAGGCCCUGGGGGAAGGAAGCAAGCAGUGGUCCUCAAGCGCCCCCAACCUUGGCAAAUCCCCCAAGCACACCCCCAUCGCCCCUGGCUUCGCCAGCCUCAAUGAGAUGGAGGAGUUCGCGGAAGCAGAUGAAGGCAACAGCGUGCCCCCUUCCCCCUACUCCACCCCGUCCUACCUCACGGUGCCGCUACCCCCUGAACCCUCUCCCGGUGCGCAGGCGCCAUGGGAGCCACCACCAGCUGUGCCCCCUGCCCGGCCCGGGCAUGGCACCCGGCGUCGCUGCGACCUGGCACUGCUGGGCUGCGCCACACUGCUGGGCGCCGUGGGCCUAGGCGCCGAUGUGGCCGAAGCUCGGGCAGCGGAAGGCGAGGAGCAGCGGCGCUGGCUAGACGGCCUCUUCUUCCCGCGUCCCGGCCGCUUCCCGCGGGGCCUCAGCCCACCUGGGCGCCCCAUGGCACGCCGGGACGACUCAGCCCCCGGCCCGGGCCUGGCGCCCUCGGCCACUCUCGUGUCGCUGUCCUCGGUGUCUGAUUGUAACUCCACGCGUUCCCUGCUGCGCUCCGACAGCGACGAGGCUGCUCCCGCUGCGCCCUCCCCGCCUCCCUCCCCGCCCGCACCCUCGCCCUCACCCAGCAGCAACCCCCUGGUGGACCUGGAGGUGGAGAGCUUCAAGAAGGAUCCCCGCCAGUCUCUCACGCCCACCCACGUCACCGCGGCGCGCGCCGUCAGCCGAGGACACAGGCGGACGCCGUCAGAUGGAGCGCUGGGGCAGCGGGGCCCAGAGCUCAGCAGCCACUGCCCGGGCCCUCGAGACCCCCUGGAUUUCCCCCGCCUGCCUGACCCCCAGGCCCUGUUCCCCACCCGUCGCCGACCCCUGGAGUUUCCUGGCCGUCCCACUACCCUGACCUUUGCCCCACGACCCCGGCCAGCUGCCAGCCGUCCCCGUCUGGACCCCUGGAAACUGGUGUCCUUCAGCCAGAUACUCAGCAUCUCACCUCCUAGCAGGCCAGACACUCCAGAGAGCCCCGGGCCUCCCAGUGUACAGCCUACACUGUUGGACAUGGACAUGGAGGGCCAGAGCCAGGACAACACAGUGCCCCUGUGUGGGGCCUAUGGCUCUCACUGAGAGGCCUGCCUACCACCGCCCGCCUGGGCAGCCAUGAAUGUAGCGCCCCAGGCCCCGCCACAGCCCACCAUGCCCCACGGUGGGGGAGGCCCUGGGCAGGAUACUCUAUUUAUUGGGGAAGGGUGGAGGGGAGGACACUUAAUUUAUUCCUUUGUACCCCAGGGGGUGGAGCCCUGAGCCCACCCUGUAGUGGGGGGGAGGGUAGGCAGGGAUACUCAGGGACAGGGCAUCAUGGGGGAUUUGGCACAAAACACAGAAUUAAAGGUAACCCCUGCCCCCUACCAGGCUUGGCUGUGUGUGUUCCCCAGCCUGGUCCCUGAUGUUGGUUCAUCUGUGAAGGAACACCCUUA